AUGGGUCCAACUGUUGUCAGGGUUAGUUGGAAACGUGUAAUUAAGGGGCCCUGUGAACCCGCAGAACUUGAAGCACUUCUCUACGUUUCAGAACACACCACUAUUCCGGUUCCUCGAGUUCGAUGUACAUACAAUAGGCCAGAAGGCAUCUAUAUUUUGAUGGAUCACAUUCAAGGCACAGAUCUUCAAACUUUAUGGAUGCGAGGCCUGGUGAAGCCGAAGGAAAAGGAAGCUAUUAUCAACGAUAUCGCGGCUAUCUUAAUUCAGCUUAGAUCGCUACAUCCUCCCAAAGAAGGAAUUGUUGCAUCUGCGCAGGGCGGUCCUAUUCUUGAUUAUCGCAUCGGUAGUCAUCCAGUUGGACCAUUUGAGUCGCAUCUCAGUUUCCACUCUUUCUUACGGGGCGGCGUUACCCUGGAAAACACAGCAAGGAUUUUCGGUGAUGAAAUUGCAUCCUGUCAUAGCAGCAAUUAUCGAACUUUUUUUUCACAUUCAGAUCUAGCUCCGCGGAAUAUUAUCAUACACCAUGGCAGGAUCGUGGGAGUUGUGGACUGGGCACUUGCAGGAUGGUACCCAGAGUAUUGGGAUCUAACAAAGGCAUAUUAUAGUUCGUUUAAGACACCAGACUGGCCGGAGAACAUCAAACUGAAACUUCCAUCGUACGCGAACGAGCUCAUCGCCGAACGCCUUCUUUGGAGGUUGUAUGACGAACCAGGGAAUGUUUCACACUACAAGUUUGUGCUUUUAUAG
Molecule: messenger RNA, 747 nt
Organism: Ophidiomyces ophidiicola
Lineage: Eukaryota; Fungi; Ascomycota; Eurotiomycetes; Onygenales; Onygenaceae
Exons: 1
Coding region: 1-747 (248 amino acids)
Source: RefSeq, a predicted model, not a curated record